AUGAAAUUUAAAGAAGAAGACUCGGCCAUGUUAGGAGCUGAAGAAGAAAAUCAAGCCGUGGCGGGAGUUAGAGAAGAAUCUAGUGAAAAUGUUUGGGAAGCUAGGUACUCGAACGUGCGGUUCAGCAAAAAUAUGACUAGCGAGGAAUUGUUGGAGAGUUUGAAAAGUUUGAUAGGACCAGGAGCAGAGGAUGAGAAAAAGCGAAGAGUGAUUAAGUGGACCCAGACGGAGAAGGGUCGGAGAAAGGCUGCCGAAAGCCACGCUCGUAAUAAGGAGAAGAAGAUCGAAAAGAUUAAAAGGUUCCAGAUGCGGAGGGAAAGUAACAUGGCGAAAAAUGCGCAGAGGGCUGAACGUAGGGAGAUUGCCGAUGCCAAACAUAGAUGGGACGCAGAACAUCCGGAAGAGGCAGCAAAGAGAAGAGAGAAUAAUAAAGGAGCGCGGAAGCGAGCAGCCCAGAAAGCAAAGAAGAGACUUCGAGCAGAAUUUCAGAAUGCCGGGGAGAUGGGGCCGUCGACUGCAACAGAUAGAUACAUGAUGAAGUCGGACGCUGCGCGUGGUGUAGGAGAGGAGGCUGUCGAGGCUGAUACUAUGAACGCAGAGAAGAUGGCUGGUGACGAUUACGAUGUUAACGCGAUGAAGGGUUUAGAUUUCUCUAAGAACUUAACAUUCAGUCUAGCUAUCAGGAAAAAAUAA
This is a messenger RNA of Botrytis byssoidea, 693 nucleotides long. RefSeq lists its product as uncharacterized. The transcript is spliced from 3 exons. The coding region runs from base 1 to 693 and encodes 230 amino acids. NCBI's taxonomy places the organism in Eukaryota, Fungi, Ascomycota, Leotiomycetes, Helotiales, Sclerotiniaceae. The record is from RefSeq and is a predicted model, not a curated record.